UUGCGAAAAAAAGAAUUUCUUGUGAGUGCGCGAUUCGCCACCUCUCAGUUUUCGAGUAAUUUCUCUGUGAAAAAAUCAUCAAUUUGAGUGAAUAAUUGCCCAUCUUACAUUGUAAGUAGCCCACCUGUGAUAUACAAUUGCAAAUUGCCCUGAAAAUGGUGCCCAAUAUGGGGGAAAAGUGUGCAAAAAUGUAAUUUUUGAAAGGUUCCCCCCAUUCAAGAUGGCGAAGUGUGUGAAAAAUUUUUCAUUCAAUGCAAAAUUUUCUUCAAAUGGAGGGUAUUUGAGUGAAUGAAAGAUACCCAUUUUAGUGGUCAAUGCAUGUGGGAGGGCAGGUGCAAUUAUUUUGCAUACAUCCACUGUGAAUGAAUGUGUCAUUUGGUCAGGAGAUGCGGGUAUAUUUUGGUCUCUGAUGGGACUUCUCAAUGCGCGACUGUGGAAAGAAUUGAGAGUGAAAAAAACAAAGUUGCGACACCGAGGAAAGCGUCUCAUUUGGCAGUUGGACGACUGAACAGGGGGGGACCGUGACGUAGUGGCGGAGCGGAGGAGGAAGUGAACUCAUUGAUUUUUCAGCUGCUCUGACUCACACGCCUCAGUCACAGUGAGACAGACGUCGGAACGAGACCUCAAGUUCGGGCAGUCCGGAAAAGGCAGUGAAAAAAAAAAACGACGCACUCCCUCCGCUAAAGAGGAGUGCACCAGGGACACGGCACAUGCGCCCCACUGCCAAGGAGUUGUCCAUUGGAGCUUUUCAGUGCAUCUGUUUUGUGGGUUUUUCCAGAAUUUCCCUUUUUGGAGAAUUUCUUGUAAAAAUAGAUUCAUUGUGAAGAAGUGAUUGUGGGAUUUGUACCAAGAGGGACACACGGAGAUUCCCUCCAGAAGACAGCAAUGUGCCCAUCAGAGAUUCAAUUCAAGAUUUAAGGUUUGAUUGUAAGAUACAACUGGAACAUAUAGGAAAGUGAAUUGUGCGUGUGUGUGGGAAAGGGAAUAGAGUUGGAAAAUAAAAGGAAAUUUUUUUGUGUAACCGUGUGCACAACGUGCGCAAAGAGAAGAAGAGCAAUUGGAGUGAGAAAAGAAGAAGAAGAAGUAUCAAUAACUUUGGGGGGAAGAAAUCAUAAAUCGUGAAAUUUACUCACAAAUAAAUUACCUCGGAGUUGUGGAUCACCGGAAAAACAUGAAAAUGGUUUUGUCACAGCGGCAACGCGAGGAACUAAACCAAGCGAUUGCCGACUAUUUGGGCACAAAUGGGUACACGGAUGCAUUGGAGGCAUUCCGGAAGGAGGCGGAUGUUUCGAAUGAAUUGGAACGCAAAUAUGGGGGUUUGUUGGAGAAAAAGUGGACAUCGGUGAUAAGGUUGCAGAAGAAGGUGAUGGAAUUGGAGGCGAAAUUGUCGGAAAUUGAGAAGGAGGCCCUGGAUGGGGCACCAACGAAAAGUAAGCGUACCCCCGGGGAAUGGAUACCGCGGCCACCGGAGAAGUUCACAUUAACGGGUCAUAGGGCAACGGUGACACGUGUAAUCUUCCAUCCGGUAUUUAGUGUGAUGGUAUCAGCAUCGGAGGAUGCAACGAUAAAAGUGUGGGACUUUGAGACGGGUGAAUAUGAGAGGACACUAAAGGGACAUACUGAUUCAGUACAAGAUAUUGCAUUUGAUGCUCAGGGAAAAUUAUUGGCAUCCUGUAGUGCGGAUGUGUCCAUUAAAUUGUGGGACUUUCAGCAAACGUAUGAAUGCGUCAAAACAAUGCAUGGCCACGAUCACAAUGUGUCGUCUGUGGCUUUUGUGCCAGCUGGAGAUUUUGUACUAUCAGCAUCGCGGGAUCGUACCAUUAAAAUGUGGGAAGUUGCAACUGGCUACUGCGUAAAAACAUACAGUGGACACAGAGAAUGGGUGCGUAUGGUACGAGUCAAUGUGGAUGGUUCCUUAUUUGCAACCUGCUCAAAUGAUCACACGGUUAGAGUUUGGAUGACCAGCUCAAAAGAAUGUAAGGCUGAGCUUCGAGAUCAUGAACACACUGUUGAAUGCAUCGCCUGGGCACCCGAAUCGGCGUCUGCAGUGAUAAAUGAGGCUGCUGGUGCGGAUAAUAAGAAGGGUGCGCAUCAGGGACCAUUCUUAGCAUCGGGAUCUCGAGAUAAAACCAUUUGUGUGUGGGAUAUAAACUCUGGCUUAUGUCUUUUUACGCUUACGGGUCAUGACAAUUGGGUGCGAGGACUCAUUUUCCAUCCUGGUGGUAAAUACUUGAUUUCCGCAAGUGAUGACCGAACAAUCCGGGUAUGGGAUCUACGCAAUAAGAGAUGUAUGAAGACUCUCUAUGCCCACCAGCACUUUUGUACAUCAGUCGAUUUCCAUCGGACACAUCCCUACGUUAUUUCGGGGAGUGUAGAUCAAACUGUAAAAGUUUGGGAAUGUCGUUAAAAACAACAACAAAAAAUUAUUAGUUUUUUUUUCUUUACAUAAAAAUCUCUUAGUUGAUGCUAUUUAUAAGAGAAGAGAAAAUAAUUAUUGAAGAUACAAUAACAAAAGAAAA
Molecule: messenger RNA, 2519 nt
Organism: Lutzomyia longipalpis
Lineage: Eukaryota; Metazoa; Arthropoda; Insecta; Diptera; Psychodidae
Gene: Lis-1
Product: lissencephaly-1 homolog
Exons: 7
Coding region: 1172-2407 (411 amino acids)
Molecular function (GO): protein binding
Source: RefSeq, a predicted model, not a curated record